UAUGACAAAAUUAUUUUACAGAUUAUAAAAAUUUUAUCGAUUUAAAGUUGUGAGGACGAUUACUAUUUAUCUCCAUUUUAAAUAAACUUUAAAAAAAAUAUAUAUAUUUAUUAUAAGAUUUUAAAAAAUAUAUAUAAGUGUUUUAUUCUGAGUGAUAUACAGUUAAUUAUAUCUUGAAAAACUCGGUUAUCAUCAUCUUUCAAAAUAAAAUUUUAAUUCUUUUGACAUAAUAUUCUACUAGUUAUUCUACCCAUAAAAAUAGAAUAGAAUUAUCAAAGUAUCAAUAGUUUAUAAAGUAUAUUUUAUACUUAUUCUGGCAAAAUUUUAUAUAAAAUAUCCUCGAAAAAUAUUUCUUUUCUGAUUAUUGCAAUAUCUUAUUACUUUCAUGCGCGGAAUGAUAAAAUGAAUCAAUUGGAGCAAAAAAAAAAACAGCUUGCUUUCCAGCUUUAAUGUUAUAAAUUAUGCAAUUUGCAAAAUAUGCAACCUCGCCGGACUGUCGGACCACGUGCCUGACGUGCCACACGCGCCAACUCCCCUCUCCGGAGCAACGUUGCAGAUUUCGGACUUCUGCCACAUAGUUACGGGUGUGGAGGGGAUGAAGAGUUAAGGGCAAGAGCCAAUCGUGCACUAAGCACUCACUGAUUCUUUACUACGAUUGGUCCUUGCUGUUAAUUCUUCAUCCCCUUCAUAGGCGCGGCUAUGUGGCAGAAGUCCGAAAACUGCAACUAUGCUCCGGGGACCGGCGCGGCGAGCCGCUCUUCGCCCUCGUCGUCGGCCCACGUAGCCUUGCUCUUGCCUCAACCGCCUCAACGAGCCGUGGCAGCCGAGCCGAGCGUAAACCGGCUCCCGGUGAUCCUGAGUGGAGCACUUUAAUGGAGGUCCACCAUGAGCCGAUUGAAAAAAACUAUCAACUGCUUGAAGAGAUUGGCAAGGGUCAAUUUGCUAUUGUACGAAAAUGCCAGGAGUUGAAAACCGGAGAGCUGUAUGCCGCAAAAAUUAUGAGAAAGAGGCGAGUUGCCAGAGGUGUGGCCGCUGCCGACAUUGCACGAGAAGCUGGUCUUUUGGCUCGAUUAAGGCAUCCUAACAUUGUUUCCUUGUACAAGGUAAUAGACACAGGGACAACAGUGGUGUUGCUCCUGGAAUUGAUUACGGGAGGAGAGUUGUUUCACUGGAAUCCGUCCGGUGAAACGGAGGCGGCUCAUGUGGUGCGCCAAGUCUUAAUGGCACUUAGUCACUUACAUUCCCACCAAGUUGCUCAUCUGGAUAUUAAGCCUGAGAACAUUCUGCUGUCGACACCGCCACCGAUGCCUAGCAUUAAGCUAAUAGAUUUAGGUCUAUCGCAUCGACUGGUACCUGGUUCGGAACACAGAGCAUUGUUCGGCACGCCUGAAUUUGUGGCACCGGAAAUCGUAAAUUACGAGCCACUCAGCUUAGGAACCGAUCUUUGGGCUGUUGGUGUAUUGACGUAUAUUCUUCUAAGCGGAGCUUCGCCAUUUUUAGGCGAGGACAAGCAAGAGACAUACGCAAACGUUGCUGCUUGCCAAUAUCAAUUUGACAAUGAGUAUUUCAAUAAUGUGUCCGAGAUUGCCAAAGACUUUAUACGAUCCUUGUUGAUUAAGGAUCCGAAGGAGAGAGGAAAUGCUGAAUCGUGCCUUAAACAUCCCUGGAUUCUCACGGAAUCUGAAACUCCUCAGGGUCUCGGCGGAGCAAUGAUCAGUGCUGUGAAGCGAGGCUGUGUUGAGGCUGUCUCUCAGUUACUGUUACAGGGUGCUCCAUUAAACAUGAAAGACUCUAAAGAAGAUACUCUUCUGCAUAUUGCUUGUGAAGCCGGCGACGAGGGAAUGACGAUUUUGCUGAUAGAGAGCGGAAUUGAUCUGGACACACCGAAUAAACAAGGUCUCACGGCAUUACAUGUAGCCGCUCGACACGGGCAUAUUAAUCUGGUUAGACAUUUGUGCCUUGCUGGUUGCGACGUCGAUAAAACGAAUCGAGGGAUUCGCGCAGACGUAACAGCGAUUAAGUACGGAUAUCCGGAUAUCGCAAAUUUAUUAGAUAAAUUGCGAAAUCUGAAUCAGCGCGAGAAUUACAUUCGUCAGCUGCAACCGACACACAGACCGAUAGAUCGACUGCACAUAAGACUGCUCGGGCAUUGCGCCUCUGGAAAAACGUCGUUAAUUAAUUCGUUGAAAUCUGGAAUAUUUAGUUUUGGCUUCUUUCGAAGAUCAAGAAGCCAGAAUUGUAGUGCGAAGAGAGAGCCGAGUAUCGAACUUGAUGUGACGAGUAAACAUGGUUCUCUCAGUUUCGAGUACAGCGACAAUGAGUAUGAAGGUACUCAAGGGGUAGAGUGGAGCCGCGGUAACGUAGGUGGCGAAUGCGUCUUUUGGGAGUUAUGUGGACGCGAAGAAUAUCUGGCAUCUUAUCACUAUGUACUCACAUUCCAGCAACCAGCGGUGCAUCUUAUUACGGUCAGUUUGAGAGAACCGCUGACCGUUCAACUUCAGCAGAUAAAAUUCUGGCUGCAAUUUAUUUUGGAUCGUAUUAAUCCGAGUAAUGUUGGAUUUGGCGGCAGGUGCAACGACAUAAAGGUAAUCUUAGUCGGCACUUACGCGCCGGAACCUUUAGCCCCGAAUUCUAACGGCGGCAAUCUACUCGCACCACUCUUGCCAUUUCUGAAAGACUUUACAUCAAUUUUGGGGGAAGAACCUCAAAUGGUAGCACUGGACGCAACUAAUCCUUCUAGUCCUGGCCUGAAACUUCUCAGAUCUUAUUUAAAUAAUGCAAGGAUGGAAUUUCUCGAGGAUGGACCGGAAGUUGCAGAAAGUAUUCUCCGACGUGACGCGCCGCGUGCUGCGGCUACGUACGUGCCCCUGGCGAAUCUUGAUAAACAGAGCGUCUUAGUGUGGACCGGUCUUGCCGAAGCAUGGAGGUCGUACAUGCAGUCAUUGGAAGUGCCUCCGUUAAUGCUUACUCAGGAAGAAUUUCUGAACGAGGUCCGAAAGAUCAAUCCUUUAGUUUGUUUGGAACAUUGCAGACAUCUCGGUUUACAAUUACAGAACUUAGGGGAAUGCAUUCUUCUACCUGAAAACUUAAUAGUACUUAGUCCCGAGUGGUUUUGGCAAGACGUGCUAAAUUGGCAAUUAAGCCCCGAUCAGAGAGGACGAUUGGGCGGUCGGACUACCGGUGUUUACACCUUGGAAGAUUUUCAAGCGCGAUGUCCAUGUCCCGCCGCUCAAGCUCUACAAGCUUUACAAGCAGUCAAUUUAUGCGUUCCGUGCGAAGUAGAUGACGACGAAGUGGAGUACGAGAUACCAUGUUUAAACCUUGUAGAGCGUCUUCCAGGUUUAUGGGAACCGUGGAAACCAUGCUCGAAUGGAUUGUCUCAUGCCGGUUUACGUCUUUGUCCAGAAGAAGCGCCUUUAUAUCAUUUGACUGCUAUAUUUACACAUUUACAGGCACAACUGAGAAAGAUCACACAAACAUGGGAUCCGUCGAAUUCGGAUUUGUAUCAGUGGUGGCGAGGUUCGAAGCUGUGUUUAGGGCCCUGCGAGAGUAUAAUCACUUUUGAGGAAGACGAACAUAGCUGCGUGGAAAUUCAAGUUCGUGGUCCGCGUGGUUCUAGCGCGCAAUGCUUCGCUCUUCUCAGCGUGAUUCUGGACGCGAUGGACACGACCAUCGAAUUAGUCGCACCCGGAAUGUUACUUGAGAGGCAUUGGCUGAGUCCUAGCCAGCUUCGGGAAUACGACGAAGUAAUCCACUCUUGGGCGCCGGCCACGGUCAUAUCGGCUUUAAUCGACAAAGGCCUUGAAGAAGCGACUCUUAAGAAUCCCUUAAACGACCGGCAAGAGACCGUGUGGGAGAUAGUAAGCUGUGGACUGCCAUUGAUGGAGAAUUGCGUUCCCGGACCGAAACAACCUGUAAAAUACAUAAAGCCCGCUGUGCAGCGGCGAUUAGCGCAGAUGCUAGAUCCGCCUGAUCAUCACGGAAGAGAUUGGUGCUUGCUCGCCGUAAGGCUCGGUUUGGGGGAUCGCGUCGCCCAAUUGGAUAGCACAGUAGACAGUCCAACUUUAAGGCUACUGAAUUGCGCGGGUGCGGAAUGUACCGUCGGCUCGCUAGUGCAACAACUGCGGGCUCUUGAUCGCGAGGACGCCGUGCACCUGUUGCUCACGUAUACGCCAACCUACGUGCUACUGAUGUCCAUUGAUUCCGAGACAGGGUCUAAUCUUUCCAGAUGACGAUGCUGCCCUCAUCAAUGGCGCAUCAGCACGUUCUAAGUGCUUUUUUUUUUUGAAACGCUGCGCGUUUGAUAGCAUCGUCCUUCUACAUUUCCGCCCAAUGAUAGAUCGUACAUUAAUUUGCUAAGUAUAUCUUUAUAUAUAAAUUAACUUUAGCAAUCGAUUGCAUUGCACUUUGAAUCGAGGGAUAUAAAGAGGGAAUCUGUGACGUUUUUGUAUGCUAUUUUAUAUUUGUUUUCUUUUUCAUUUUGUACUUAGCCAACGUAGUAUUUGUUAAUUUGUAUUACCACAUCAAUUUGUGGUGUGAUUAAAUGGAAAUCGAUUUCUUCUCUCUUCUCUUUUGAUUUGUAUUAAAUAUAAUUUAAAAAUUUCUACUACUUAAUACUUACUUUUUUAUUUCCUGAUAAAGUUGCGCUGUGGUUAAGAUUAUAUUAAUAAACGCUGUAUUGUUGCGCAAUUUGCAUUUUUCUCAUUAUACGAAGUUGUUAUGCCAGGGAAAUGAUGCAUUUACAUUAUAAUGUGCGAUAUGAUCAUAUUUGAUAUUGAUAUUGUUUUGAACGCUUUUCUUGAUAUGUCGAUCAUCUUGAUAUACAUAUAUAUCUUGCCAAAACUCUAUGUCAAUAUCGAAGCACCGCUUUUUCAAUACUUCGGAAUAUUUACUAAGCAUAUAUUAUAUAUAUAUGCAUAAAAGAGUAAAACAACCAUUUUGCACAGUCUAUUAUUACUUUUGGAUAUAUCGUCUGUGUAUAUUUGACACAGUUGAUUACAUAUUUGUACUAACAACUGUAUCUAACGUCUUUACUACGUGCCAUAUGCAAAGAAUAUAUACAAUAUUCGGAAAAAAAAUAAACUAAACGUAUAAAGUGAAACUAAUUCUUCUGUAAUAUGACUGAACUGCGUUACUUUUUACUAUAAGCAACAUUUACAAUUAUGAAAGUCUGCUUAUCUAAUAUACUUGUUAAUCGAUCAGAAAAUCGAUCCCACACACGUGUAAUAUUUAAGAAGUAUAUACAGUAAUAGCAAAAGUAUUUGCAUCGAAACAUCUGUAGGGUUUCAUUUGCAUUUCUUUCUCAUCACACGCAUCAUCUUAUAACAGCUUAAACGAGGAAAUUACACGUUAUGAUCUAAGACUGUUGUAAAAAUAAACCGGUGAAAUUAUUAAAUAUAUCUUUCACUAAAUUUAA
Molecule: messenger RNA, 5416 nt
Organism: Monomorium pharaonis (pharaoh ant)
Lineage: Eukaryota; Metazoa; Arthropoda; Insecta; Hymenoptera; Formicidae
Product: death-associated protein kinase 1
Exons: 20
Coding region: 873-4232 (1119 amino acids)
Biological process (GO): protein phosphorylation; intracellular signal transduction; positive regulation of apoptotic process
Cellular component (GO): nucleus
Molecular function (GO): protein serine/threonine kinase activity; ATP binding; protein binding
Source: RefSeq, a predicted model, not a curated record